This is a messenger RNA of Pediculus humanus corporis (human body louse), 816 nucleotides long. RefSeq lists its product as uncharacterized. NCBI's taxonomy places the organism in Eukaryota, Metazoa, Arthropoda, Insecta, Psocodea, Pediculidae. Gene Ontology annotation, biological process: lipid storage. The coding region runs from base 1 to 816 and encodes 271 amino acids. Gene Ontology annotation, molecular function: lipase activity. Gene Ontology annotation, cellular component: lipid droplet. The transcript has 2 exons. The record is from RefSeq and is a predicted model, not a curated record.
AUGGAGUCAGAGUUUGUGACGAUUAAUAGAGUUCCUUUGAGAAUUGAUUCUUGGGGUGGUUACAUGCCAUCAAAAAUAGAAGCUAAAUUGCAAGAAAAACCAAAUGAAUUAAUAUUAGUAAUACCAGGUAAUCCUGGAGUAACAAAAUUUUAUGAAAAAUUUUUAAAUCAUUUAUAUGAGUUAACUAAAAAACCAAUAUGGAUUAUGUCGCAUGGAGGUCAUGACAAAAUAAAUAGUAAAUUACCAUCAUUGAAAGAAAACAAAUUCUUAUAUAAUCUUCAAGGACAAGUUGAACAAAAAGACAAAUUUAUUGAAAAAUAUUUAGAAGGAGUCAAGUUAUAUUGUGUAGGACAUUCUGUAGGUUGUAAAAUGUUGUUAGACCUUUUAAAAAAAGAAAGGAAAAGCAAUGUGGAAAUUGAAAAAUGUAUCAUGCUUUUUCCAACAAUCGAAAGAAUGGCUGAAGCUCCAAAUGCUGCUUAUGUUAUAUGUUAUUGCUUUUGUACUGGUAUACCUCCGAAUAAUAUACCAGCAAUGAUGAAACUUGUUGAUCCGCAUGUUUUAAGUAAAGUUUUUUUCUUGGCCGAUGAUGAAAUGAAAAUCAUUAAAGAAUUAGACGAUGAAACGUUAAAAAUUUAUGGUGAAAAAUUAACAUUGUAUUAUGGUUCUUCCGAUGGAUGGACUCCUUUGACCUAUUACAGAAACUUGAGAGAAAAACAUAAAAAUGUUUUCGCUGAAGUUUGCUCGCAUGAACACACUUUUGUACUUAAAGAAUCAAAAGAAAUUGCAAGCCUAGUUAAUGAUUGGUUGAACGCAUAA